Molecule: messenger RNA, 1020 nt
Organism: Amblyraja radiata (thorny skate)
Lineage: Eukaryota; Metazoa; Chordata; Chondrichthyes; Rajiformes; Rajidae
Product: hydroxycarboxylic acid receptor 2-like
Exons: 1
Coding region: 1-1020 (339 amino acids)
Biological process (GO): G protein-coupled receptor signaling pathway
Cellular component (GO): plasma membrane
Molecular function (GO): G protein-coupled receptor activity
Source: RefSeq, a predicted model, not a curated record
AUGGAGAACGCGAACCAGCCAUGUGCGGCAAGUGCAGAUGCCAACUUUAACUACAACUCACCAGUAAUUCUUAUCACAUUCGUCCUAGGAUUGGCUGGAAAUACAACUGCCCUGUGGAUCUUCUGCUUUCACGUGAAAUCCCGGAGACCAAACGUUGUGUACUCGCUAAACCUGAUGAUCGCUGACACUCUGUUGAUGUGCUGCAUACCUUUUCGAGCCCAUUAUUUUAUCAAAGAGAAGGACUGGAUCUUCGGUGAUGUGCCCUGUCGCCUAAACGUCUUCAUGAUCUCCCUAAACCGGGUUGGCAGCGUCAUCUUCCUGAUGGCCAUAGCCGUCGAUCGCUACUUUAAGGUGGUCCGCCCGUUUCACAAAGCCAACAAGAUAACUCCAAGGUGUGCGGCGAUGUUAGCAGGAGCCCUGUGGGUCAUGGCAGUGGGGAUUUGUUUACACUUGUUGGUAGAGCCACACCAUUUCCAUCAAAAUAACAUCACCAGGACCUACUGUGAACCAUUCAACAUAACCAACCCUCACGAGCCCACCGCAAUUUGGACGGACACUGUGUUUAUAUUCUUUACGUUCAUUUUACCGGUCUCCGUUAUAGUUUUCUCCAGCUCCUGCAUCAUCUGGAAGUUAAGGCAGAUGGAGACUGAGAUGAGGCGUAAAUAUAAGCGCACCGUGCAGCUUGUGAUAGCUGUGGUCGUGGUCUUUGUUAUUUGUUUCUUGCCCACCAACAUUGCCGUGGUCGCCGUUUUAGUUACAAUGCAAAAUCCCAUAGACUGCAAGAAAUACAUCACCGCUGUUAAUAUCUUCUACAACACGUUGUUCGUGACAUACCUGAACAGUGUGAUCGACCCAGUGAUUUACUAUUUUUCAAAUUCAGCAUUCAGGGAUGCGUUGAGGAAAGCUCUCGUUCAUCUAAAUUUAAGGUCUUGCAAAUCAGCUACGAGUCAAGAUAAUGAACAAGGGGAAUCCCAAGGACAGACAUUGGAUCAACAAACGACCUCUGUAACCCACCUCUGA